This is a messenger RNA of Limulus polyphemus (Atlantic horseshoe crab), 3199 nucleotides long. RefSeq names its product F-box/LRR-repeat protein 4-like (gene Fbxl4). Gene Ontology annotation, molecular function: protein binding. NCBI's taxonomy places the organism in Eukaryota, Metazoa, Arthropoda, Merostomata, Xiphosura, Limulidae. Gene Ontology annotation, cellular component: SCF ubiquitin ligase complex. The record is from RefSeq and is a predicted model, not a curated record. Gene Ontology annotation, biological process: SCF-dependent proteasomal ubiquitin-dependent protein catabolic process.
AAACUGCUUGCUAACCCAGAGCUGUAAUUGUAGAUAUUCCAUAUAAUACGCAUUUAAGUAUCGAGGGUUAGCCUAAUAGUAAUACCGCAGGGGCGAAAGAGACAAUGACAUCUUUGGGUUUUUAUGUUGCAAAAAGUAAAUGCCAAAAUGUAGAGAACAAAGAGUUAGUUUUAGAGCAGUUUGUUUCAGAUGUACUUGAUUUCAGUUCUCAGUAUGGCAGCGAUUUCAGUAUCUCUUAUACUGCUGCAAAUAUUAUUGGGAAGCCAAAUGUUUAUCCAAACUAUGGCGAUUUCACUAAAGCAUUUAUUAUGAGAACUUAUGGACCAUGGUGGAGUAUAUGUCCAUCUGUCCCACAAGCUUUUUUAGAAAUUCAGUUUGAAGAAAAAGUUUCACCCAUUCGUAUUGACAUCUAUGAGACUUAUAAUCCAGGAUCUGUUGUUCGAAUCUCAGCCUUUGAUGCAUCAGAAGUAAAGUGGCAUGAGUUAUGGAGUGGCUCACCACAAUACAUGAAGCCAGAAGCACGGUUAUUUUCUCCAAAUAUUAGCAAUGCAAAUUUCUUGACAAAUCAUCUUUGUGUUGAGUUCUUCCACAAACAUUUGAGUUACUAUUCAGAAAUUGAUGCCAUUUUAUUGGUUGGGACCAAAAGAAAUGUGUUUUCUAGCUUUACUAGUGGUAGAAAACUUGAAGUAGAUAAUGUUCUGACCAGCUUUGAUCUGUGGACACUCCAAUCAUCAGUACAAGCUUCUGAAAGUCUUCUCAGAGGCAAUGGCUAUUUUGACUUGAUACCAACAGAAGUUCUACACCUUAUUUUCAGUUACUUGGAUUUGAUUUCCAUUUGUAAAGCAGCUCGUGUCUCUAGUAAUGAGCUGAAUUUAGAAUCCUUGAGUUCAAGCAAUGUCAUGGAACUACCUUUCAUCACAGAAGAAGAAAAACCUAAUCCAAACAAUGACACUGGACUUCGUUCACUUUAUGGCAUUUAAGUUCAUAGGUUGUUCAAGAAACAUUUUUAUGACCCAGUUUUAUUCAGUGAGCUUGAUCUACAACCUUACUGGGAUAAGGUUACUGUAGUUACACUUCAAGGUUUGGAGAAUAGGUGUUUAUCAUUACAACGGCUAAACCUCUCAUGGUGUGGUGGUGAGGGAAGACUCACACCUGUAAGUUUCAUACAGUUUAUCAAAAAAUGUGGGCAAGAGUUAAUUUUCCUCAAGGUCUCAAAAUGUUCAUUUUUGAAUAAUGAAUGCCUUAGAGCCAUUGCAGAAUACUGUCCAAAGCUACAAGGCUUAGAAUUGAGAAAUUGUUGCCAAGGUCCCUUGGAUCAAUUUGGUUUUAUACAGAUUGCGAGAAUUUGUGAACUUCAGUGGUUGGAUCUCUAUCGUACAUUUAUUGACAAACAUUCCAUUAUAUCAAUUCUAAGGUUCUGUCCUCACUUAGAACACCUAAAUCUUGGAAGCUGUAAUGCUAUUAAUGAUUAUGAUGAAGUUGCUUCUGAAAUAGGAAGAACAGUUAGGUCAUUAAAAUCUGUGAACUUUUGGAGAGCCAAAUCACUCAGUGCUGCAGGUGUUAGAGCUAUUGCUGGACAAUGUCUACAGCUUGAAGAAUUGGAUUUGGGUUGGUGCCUAGAAGUUGAUGCUUCUUCAGGAUGCAUCAGAGAACUUGUCCUUAAGUGUCCAAAACUAAAAAAACUAUUUUUAACAGCCAUUCGUACAGUUUCUGACAAUGAUUUGAAUGCUAUAGCCUCUCAUAGCUCAGAACUUGAGCAGCUAGACAUUCUAGGAACAAGAGAAGUCAGUACAGAUGCUGCUUUUAGAGUUUUAAUUAACUGUAAAAAGCUGAAAAUGUUUGAUGUGUCAUUUUGCAAUCAACUGGACCACCAAAAUAUUCAAGAAUGGAGAGAACUAUUUCCUUAUGUGGAUAUAAAAAGAAGUUUUCAAACAUAAAUUGCUAUUGCAGUAAAAUACGUAACUACAGGAUUACUUUAUGUUAACAGUUGUUUCGUUUUUUGCAUUGGGAAGUUUUGACUGCUUUACUGCAGCCAUCUUCAUGCUUAAGUGGUGGUAUUGAAAAAGCUGCAUGUUAUGAAGUAGUUGUCAUUGUAAUAGUAUUAACAGUGUAACUAAGUAUAUUUGUUAAACCUAGUUGUGAAUAUUUAAUUUUUAAUUUAAAAUAUGAAAAAAAUUAAUAUGUAGUUGUGUGUACAUUCACAUGGUUCCCAUGUGUUAUGGAAACUGGUAGAAGUCAGUGAAUUUUAUAUUUUGCAUUCCCAUCCUAGAGAAGUUCAGGGAAUUUUAUUUUAUAGACAAAAACUGGCUAAAGUCAGUGAAUCUUGUGUGAUUCAGUGAUGCUUCUAGGACAUAGAUGGAAAAAAAUAAAUUAUCAUUAGUGCAAAAAAAUUCCAUACAGGUUAAUUCUGGUGCAUUUAAUAUGUCUUUAUGUACAUUUUAUGCAUAAAUAAUGUUUUUUCUACAUUGAUCCUUUUCUUUAACAUCAAUUAUCAUAGUGUAUGAAGGCAGCCAUAAUAGAUUGUGUAAAGUUUAGGUUCUUACCUAAAUAGAGUCUAAGGACUCUGGAUAAAGCUUUGUCUCAUCUUACUAAAACUAGGUCACAAAGGGUCAUUUUACAACAGCCUAAGAGCCCCUAACAAAUUCCUAGUUAGAAAUAGGCUGUUCCCAUUAAAUACAUAAUUUUGAUCUUACAAAUUUUAUUGCAUUCAUAAAACAGUCUCCAUGAUAGUUGUCAUUUGAAAUCUUUGAAUUAAUGUAACCAUAUAUUUAUCAAUUGAUCAUGUUACAAAAAACAUUUCCAGGCUUAUGUAAACUUUGUCCAUUCAUGAGAUCACCAGAUUAUACUUAAACUUAAGUAAGUGAUAAAUUAUAAUUAUACAUACAGGAUACUUCCUGUAUUAAAAUGUGUUUGUUACUGACAGUGAUAUUGCAUUGCAUUAUUACCCCACUAAAGUGUCAAGUUUUUCAUUUUGUUCUAACAUUACAUUGCUUGUUACAUUAAAUAAAAACUACUACUAAGUAAAACAUUUCCAAAAAGUACUCAUAUUAUUACCUCUACCACUGAAGGUGCACAGAGGUUAUAUUUUCAUCCCUGUGUAUGUGUUUUUGUCAGCAAGAUUUCUCGAAAACCCCUGAAUGGAUUUGAACAAAAGUUGGUAUACAUUUGGACUAUGACCCAACUUAGAAGUGUUUACUUU